Molecule: messenger RNA, 995 nt
Organism: Mesitornis unicolor (brown roatelo)
Lineage: Eukaryota; Metazoa; Chordata; Aves; Mesitornithiformes; Mesitornithidae
Gene: PDE2A
Product: phosphodiesterase 2A, cGMP-stimulated
Exons: 11
Biological process (GO): cGMP catabolic process; negative regulation of receptor guanylyl cyclase signaling pathway; regulation of mitochondrion organization
Cellular component (GO): perinuclear region of cytoplasm; cytosol; nucleus
Molecular function (GO): protein homodimerization activity; 3',5'-cGMP-stimulated cyclic-nucleotide phosphodiesterase activity; 3',5'-cyclic-AMP phosphodiesterase activity
Source: RefSeq, a predicted model, not a curated record
ACGACGUCUCUGUGCUGCUCCAGGAGAUCAUCACCGAGGCCCGAAACCUCAGCAAUGCCGAGAUCUGCUCUGUCUUCCCCCUGGACCGCCUCAGCCACGAGCUGGUGGCCAAGGUGUUCGAUGGCGGCGUGGUGGACGACGAGAGCUAUGAGAUCCGCAUCCCCGCAGACCAGGGCAUCGCUGGCCACGUGGCCACCACGGGCAAGAUCCUGAACAUCAAGGACGCCUACGCCCACCCGCUCUUCUACCGAGGGGUGGACGACAGCACCGGCUUCCAGGUCAUCGGAGUGGCGGAGCUGGUCAACAAGAUCAACGGCCCCUGGUUCAGCAAAUUCGACGAGGACCUGGCCACCGCCUUCUCCAUCUACUGCGGCAUCAGCAUCGCCCAUUCGCUGCUGUACAAGAAGGUGAACGAGGCGCAGUACCGCAGCCACCUGGCCAACGAGAUGAUGAUGUACCACAUGAAGGUGUCGGAUGAUGAGUACACCAAGCUGCUGAGCGAGGGCAUCCAGCCCGUCUCCACCAUCGACCCCAACUUCGCCAGCUUCACCUACACCCCGCGCUCGCUGCCCGAGGACGACACCUCCAUGGCCAUCCUGAGCAUGCUGCAGGACAUGAACUUCAUCAACACCUACAAGAUGGACCGUCAGACGCUCACCAGGUUCUGCCUGAUGGUGAAGAAGGGCUACCGCGACCCCCCCUACCACAACUGGAUGCACGCCUUCUCCGUCUCCCACUUCUGCUACCUGCUCUACAAGAACCUGGAGCUGGUCAACUACCUGGAAGACAUCGAGAUCUUUGCCCUCUUCAUCUCCUGCAUGUGCCAUGACCUGGACCACAGAGGCACCAAUAACUCCUUCCAGGUGGCCUCGAAAUCGGUCCUGGCCGCGCUGUACAGCUCGGAGGGCUCCGUUAUGGAGAGGCAUCACUUUGCCCAAGCCAUCGCCAUCCUCAACAGCCAAGGCUGCAACAUCUUCGACCACUUCUCCCGCAAG